AUGAAUCAUUCAUCUCGUUCUAAUGAACCACAUCCUCAUGGAUAUGUUCCAUUUCAGUUAGAACUUGGUAAUGGUCUAUUACAUAGUGUUAAUUAUAAAAAACCUCAUCAACAAGACAAAAAUGAUCAUCAUUCAAAAUCUAUUGAAGUUACACGUAAUAUCAAUACUGGAAUUAUUUAUUUAUCAUUACCAGAACCACGAUUACAACUUGUCAAACAUGAACAACUACUUGGUUUUAAACAUCAAAUAGAACAAGAUUUUUCUAUACGUUUUCGAUGUAUGAAUGACAAUGAAUUAAAUCAAAUGUUUUCUAAUAUUAAUGAAAAUGAUACUAAUCGAUAUAAAAAUAGUUAUCAUUAUUUAUAUCAAUGUGUACUUGAAUCAACAUUAAAAUGUAUUGAUAUAAAUGAAGAAAUAUCACAAAUAAAACAUUUAAUAACAUAUAAAAAUGAACUGUUACCUAUAUUAGUACAUAAUCAUAAAUUAGCAAAGCAAGAAAAAAAUUUUUUAUAUAAUAUUGUAACAAAAACAUGGAAAAAAUUUGAUGAACGUAUACAAAAUGAAAUAAAUGUAGAAUAUCAACUUGAACAAUUAAAAGAAGAACAUCAAAAUUUAACAAAUAUGAAAAUAAAACAAGAACAAUGUCAAACAUUUUAUUUUAAAUUACAUAAUAUUAAUAAUGAUGUAACACAUUUAAAACGAGAAAUUCAACAAUUAUCCGGUUAUAAACCUGUGUAUCAAAUUUUGAAUAUAAUACAACUUUCUUCAUUAGUAAGUUGUUUUAAAAUUUCGUCAUGUCUAGGUCAAUUACAAGAUGAAAUACAUGAAAUAAAAACUCGUUGUUCUCAUAAUAUGAUUCAACUUGAUUUUCUUAAAUCAAACAUUGUUCGAACUCAUACAAUUGAAUUAAAUAAUCUUCAAGUAGAACGUGAUUCAUUAAUAACUCAAACUGAAUUAAUAAAAUAUAAUUUAUUCGAACAAAUUCAACAAUAUGAUAAUAUUGUUGAAAGUUAUCGUGCAAGUUUAAGUAGUUUUCGUUUAACAUUAAUUGAACUUGAACAACAAUUAAAAGAGCAAACAGAUAACGAAUUACUUCAUUUGCAAAUAUCAAAUUUGUUUGAACAUCAAACAAUUGAUGAUGAUGUUAAUAGAUUAAUAUCAAUAUUAGAAAAUAAAAUUGAUGAAAAAAAAAUAAUAAAUAUUCAAUUACAAAAGACUGUUAAUGAUUUUCAAGAAAGUAUCAUUAAACAAAAACAACUAUUGAUAAAAAAAGAAAAUGAUUAUAAAACAAUGGAUCAUAUGGAUCAACAACUUAGUGACAAUAUCAGUACUGAACGUCGAACAAUUGAACGUCAACUAGCAUUAAAAUUAAAACAAUAUUCAAAUGAUGAUCAUCUUUAUCGUACAUUAAUUCAAAAUCAUGAUUCGUUAUUAACUCGAAAAAAAUUAGAACAAAUACGUAUGAAUACAUUGAACGAACGUCUUUAUCCGUUAAUUAAUGAAAAUGAUCAAUUAAAAAAUCAUCUUGAACAUAUUUAUCAUCAAUCUACAGAAAUAAAUCCCAAUAAUUUACUUGAGUUGCGACAAAAAAUUUUUCGUCUUAGGCAAAUUCAUCAAACAUUUAUGCAACAUAAACUUAUUCAUGAAUAUACAAAAAAUAAUUAUCAAAAAAUUAAUGAACAAUUACAUAUAAAAGCUAGUCAAAUUACUAAUAGGAUAAAUAAUAUUUUAAAAAGAAUUAAACAAAAUAAAAUAGAUUUUAAAGAUAAUUAUGAACACAUUCAAAUACUUGAAAAUAAACUUAGCAAAGAACAAGAUCAUUAUCUUCAAUCUAAAUAUUUAUUAACAGAAAUAAAAAAUCAUUCAGAAUCAUAUCGAACUAAACAACACUUAAUACAAAUGCAAAUACAAGUAACAUCGAAUAAUAUUAAACAUUCUCAAUAUCGUUCAAAAUUUUUCACUGAACAAUUAGUCAUUUAUCAUAAAGAUUUUGUUGAACAACAAAAAUCUCUUAAUAAACUACGUGAAUUUCAUUCUGUACUUAAAGAACAAGAUGAAAUUAAUCUAAAAAAACUUUCAAAUAUUUACAUUCAAUUUGUUAGUCAUCAAAAUGAAUAUAACAUUUCAGAAAAAUCUCUUAAACAAACAAAUGAAGUUUUAAUAAAAUACACAAAAGUUCGAUCAAUCUUAGGUCGUAUGGUUGUACGACGUAUAAAUUUAUGUCAAUUAUUAUAUAAAAAACUAGCUCGAUUUGAUGAAUAUAUUCAUCAACGAGAACAAAAUAUUCAAAUUAUUUCUAAAUGUAUUAAAUCAUUAAGAAUUCAAAUUCGUCAAAAUCGUGAUCAAAAUAGAAAAUUCAUUGAAAGAAAAGAUAAAUUUCAACUUCAGGCUCAUAUUGAUAAAAUGCUUGAUCGUGCGCAUGAAAAACAAAAAUUACUUACGAAGCAAAUAUUUCGACAACGUUUUUAUAAAAAACAUUCAUUUAAUUCUUUACCAUCAGAAGAAAUAACUUAUUUAAAAAACAAACUUUAUAUAAUAAAAAAUCGUUUAAUAAAAAUAAUUUGUCGUGGAAUUAUUUGUAAUUUAGUUCUUAUAUCGAUUCAACAAGAAUUUUCAAAUCAUUUAGAAUAUUAUACGUCAAAAACUCGUAGAGAAAACUAUAUAAAUUUAAAUUUGAUACGAACAAAUCUUUAUCAAUUAAUGUGUCAAUUAAAAGCAAAAACUGCUGAAAAUAAUAUGCUCAUUGAUUAUCGAUGUUAUUUUAAAGUAAUUCAUACAGAUACUAUUCAACAACUUUUACAAUGGAAAAAUUUCAAUUCAACAGAUGAUAUUUAA
This is a messenger RNA of Rotaria sp. Silwood2, 2835 nucleotides long. The record is from the annotation of a GenBank genome assembly. NCBI's taxonomy places the organism in Eukaryota, Metazoa, Rotifera, Eurotatoria, Philodinida, Philodinidae.